Oppiella nova is the source of this 948-nucleotide messenger RNA. The record is from the annotation of a GenBank genome assembly. Lineage: Eukaryota; Metazoa; Arthropoda; Arachnida; Sarcoptiformes; Oppiidae.
AUGGACACACAUAACCUAACCUCCAUUGUGGACAAGAAUCGGCACCUGUGGCUUAAAGUAGAUAACUUUGCAUUCGCUGUACGCACUGAUCUGGCUGACCUCCUGGAUGGCAUUGGCACCAUUGUCAUCGACUCGGCUAAACAUCAAACGGCUGAAACUCCGUAUGACUUGCGGUUCGACCAGAAAGCGUUACUAUAUAUAAAAUUGGCCAACUUCACACGCGAAUUAUUUCAGUCUGUACCUGGUGCUCAACAAGGGCAUCAUGUUGGUGAUUUGACCAAAUUUGCUACCGCGUUUUCAACCUUAAUGAGCUUGGUGAAUGAGAAUAUUAAUGAGUCCAAUCAGCCGGGUAUGCAGUUUUGCGGCAGUCAAUGGGAUGAUGACGUGGAAUGGGAGGUUAUCCGGGCAAUAAACAUUCAAUUGGAGUUAGGCCUAACCUCAGCCAAUGGAGACGGCAUUGAAAAGCGACACCUAUUCCCAUCACCAUUAGAUCUAUUAAACGGUGCCCUUAAGCCAAUACAGUCUAUCAUACAUCCCAGUGCCGGACGGACAGGUGGUAAUAGGCCUGCCGUUAUAAACGUGGAAAUCGAGCAGUUGUUGAGAGACGACAGUCGCCUCCAUUUGGCCGCAGAUUUCAACAACACUUUAAGGCAACUAAACGUCGACGUAAGCAAGUUCUUGGCUGUUGACCCCACUCAGCCUGGUCAUAGGGAAAUUCACCUGGCGUUCACGCCGUACGUAAACACCGCGUUAUCGGUGGAUAAGCACUCGAAAUGUGACGGAAACGCGAGCAUAACUGCCCUCUAUUUGAACACUACAUACGCGACAGACAUGGCGUGCAGUGGCUAUCAUUACAAACAAUUUCCCUUUGAGUACACGAUUGACGUGAACGGACAGCCGGAAGUCCUACCCCUCGCCGCCAUGAAUCAGGCCAUGGCGUCGGUGAAC